AUGUCAUACAACGAAUCAUCCAAUAUGGGGCGAGAUCGCGAGAUGAAAAUCCGCAUGGUCCAGGAGGCCAAAGCUGUCAUCGACUUCGAAGAGGAUCCUCAUCGCGCAGCGCUGGAGGAUAACCCGCUCGAAGCAAAAGUUGGCAUCAAAACUUGGAUUGCAAUCUUUUCUAUGGCUCUGUCCUUUGGCCCUUGUGUUGGACUUGCCUUCCUCACUGUUGCCGCAGUCGUCGUGCAAAUUGCCGGAGAGCUCGGUGGACAGGACCAGUUGGCAUGGCUGGUAGGAGCAUGGUCUCUCUCAUCGGCAUGCUCCUUCUCCCUCGCGGGACCUCUCAGCGACGUUUUCGGGCGAAGAAUUUUGGUCAUCAGUGGCCAAGUCACCGUCAUCAUCGGCUCCAUUGCCGCGGUAGCAGCGCAGAGUAUUGGGACGCUCAUCGCCGCAGAGACGCUCAUCGGCAUCGGAACUGGCUUCGUUUUUGUUUCCUACGCAGGCGUCCCCGAGAUGCUCCCAAACAAAUGGCGUUCUCUCGGUCUGGGUAUCUUGGAAUCUGGCAUCGCUGUCCCCUGGGGCAUCUUCUCCGUCUUACUCGGCAAUGCGCUUUUCAAAUACGCUUCGUGGAGGUGGAUAUUCGGCCUAAGCAUCAUCAUCGAGGCCAUCGCCCUCGUCGGCACUUGGUUUUCUUACCACCCAAACUCGCGGCCCCGCGGCGACUAUGACAAGACUCGCAUGCAGCAGCUCCGUGGCGUUGACUGGAUUGGCUUGUUCUUGUUCACGAGCGGCCUGGCCAUCUCCCUCAUCGGCCUGACAUGGGGUGGCAGUCCGGCCUACCCGUGGAACAGCGCUGGCGCCAUCGCACCCAUCGUCAUUGGCUUCGCGGUCCUGGCUGUCGGCUUCUUGUACGACUUCAAGAUUGCCGCGCAUCCCAUGUUCCCGUUGAAGCUUUUUGUCAUGUUCCGUCGCUACUCUGUCCUUCUUGUCGUCCUCUUUGUCUCUGGUAUGAACUUCAAUUCAAUGUCGGCCCUCCUACCCCAAGGCUUCCUAUACAUGUUUACGACAGAUGGGAUUGAGAUUGGCUCGCUCUCACUGCCCAAUACCAUGAUGAUUGGCUUUACCGGCGUUCUCGCACCUCUCAUCGCCCACAAAGUCGGCCACCUCAAGUGGCAGCUCGUCAUUGGCAUGGCGUUCCAGGCAGUCUUUAUCGGCGCUACUGCUGCGACUGUUUACCCCAACCACAAGUUUGCCUACGCCUUCGUCCCUGCUUUUGGAGUACCCAUGUUCGUCUGGGUCACCAUCUUAUCCUAUGCCGUCGCCAGUCUUCAUGUUCCGCAUUCGAAUCUGGGAGUGGCGAUGGGCCUGUUGGGUACCUUUAGAUCUGGAGGUGGCGCUGUCGGCAAUGCUAUUUUCAACACAAUCUUCCAAGAAAGGUUCCGCGAGUUCGCGGGUGAGGAAAUCACCAACGCGGCCAUCAGCAACGGACUAGACCCGUCUGACCUGGGCACCAUCAUUCCUGCGGCAAUUGAGUACAAUAUGGGAAAUCCUCUGGCGUUGGUCGACGUCCCAGGCAUCACUCCGGAGAUCCAAGACGCUCUGAGAGACGCUGUCCGAGCUGGAGCCGGCCAUGCCUUCAAACUCGUAUUCUACAUCACAAUCCCCUUCAGCGUUAUUGCCUUGAUCUGCUCUCUGUUUAUCGAAGAUCCCACAGUGUACAUGACGAACCAUAUUCAGUCCGCUAUGGGGCAAGAGAUGGCCCAGAACCGUAGCAAACGGGCAGCCACUCCCGAAGAGGGCGAGGCAAUCGAGUUUGAAACCGUGGGAACGGUUCAAUCUGAGCGGAUUGUGACCAAGAGCUGA
Molecule: messenger RNA, 1851 nt
Organism: Colletotrichum orchidophilum
Lineage: Eukaryota; Fungi; Ascomycota; Sordariomycetes; Glomerellales; Glomerellaceae
Product: major facilitator superfamily transporter
Exons: 3
Coding region: 1-1851 (616 amino acids)
Biological process (GO): transmembrane transport
Cellular component (GO): membrane
Molecular function (GO): transmembrane transporter activity
Source: RefSeq, a predicted model, not a curated record